AUGAUUAAAUACUGGAUUUUCGGUGUAUUGCUUGGAUUACUAACGCUUAGUGCUGCCGACUGGAAUUUCUUCAAAUGUUUUGAAACGGAAAAAAGGUGUCCCAACGAAAAUGUUACAUUUUGGCUGUAUACCAGAGAGACCCAAGACAACCCAACCCAGCUGAGCAUGUUCCAACCGGAAGCGAUAAAGCAAGCCCCCUUCGUUCUGGACCGCCCGCUGAUUGUCCUAAUUCACGGCUACACAGGUCACCGCGAUUACGCACCGAACACCUCAAUCCGACCGGCCUACCUGGCGAACGAUGAGUUCAACAUCAUAUCACUGGACUACAAUCCACUGGUGCUCGAACCGUGCUACUAUCAAGGUGUGCGGAACCUUCCAACGGUGGCAAACUGUACCGCGCAGCUGUUGGAUUACAUGAUCGGCGAAGGGAUGUUUACGCUAGAUGACAUUCACGUGGUGGGAUUCAGCCUGGGAGGUCAGACGUCCGGCAUGAUCGCCAAUUACAUCAAAUCAGGGAAGUUGAAACGCAUAACCGGCUUGGAUCCGGCCAAACCACUCUUCAUCACCGCGCCCAACGAGUACAAGCUGGAUCAGUCAGAUGCGGAAUUUGUGCAGGUGAUUCACACGGACGUGUUUGCGAGGGGAAUUUUGCAUCCCAGCGGGCACACGGAUUUCUACGUGAACGGAGGAGUGGAACAGCCGGGCUGCCAUGCACAGUCUAUUAUGACCACCGGAGAGUGCAACCACAAUCGAGCGCCGCAGUAUUACGCGGAAUCGAUCGCCACGGAAGUCGGAUUCUACGGGUAUAGGUGCGCCCAUUGGUACCUCUAUAUGCUGGGUCUGUGCAACGCCAACGAUGAAACCAUGAUUGCCCUAAUGGGAGCACACACGCCAGCCACAACGCGUGGCCUGUACUUCCUGAAUGCCAACAUGAAUCCACCGUACGCUCAGGGCAAAAACUUUUCCCUUAGAGAUGAAUUUCCCAUGCCAGGGUAAGACGUAGAGCAC
Ochlerotatus camptorhynchus is the source of this 1008-nucleotide messenger RNA. RefSeq names its product pancreatic lipase-related protein 2-like. Gene Ontology annotation, molecular function: lipase activity. The record is from RefSeq and is a predicted model, not a curated record. Gene Ontology annotation, biological process: lipid catabolic process. The coding region runs from base 1 to 996 and encodes 331 amino acids. The transcript is spliced from 3 exons. Lineage: Eukaryota; Metazoa; Arthropoda; Insecta; Diptera; Culicidae.